CUUACCAUUUAAGCCUUCUUCACUCUCCUCUCUCUCCUUUCAAAAACCCCUCCCUCUCUACUCAAACCUCCCCAUCACAUUCUCACACCGUUUAUCUCUUUCUUUUUGUUCUUCAUUUAUUGGCAAAGAUUUCACCUUUUCCUUUCAUUCUCAUCUCAAAGAAAGGAUUUUUAGCUUCAGGGUUUGAAUUGUGAAGUUACUCACUAUCUCAGCUCAAGAAGUUACUCAAAUUGAACAAGGAAAAUUUCACUCGCCGAGAAAAUGGUUGGACCAAACUUCAUGGACGAGAUAGACUGCGGCAGCUUCUUUGACCACAUCGACGACCUCCUCGACUUCCCCGUCGAGGACGUCGACGGAGCAGCCGCCGCCACCACCUUGCCAUCCGUCGCAGCCGCCGGGAACUGCAACUCGCUGGCGAGCAUCUGGCCUGCCGAGUCCGACUCUUUCCCCGGCUCCGACUCGGUGUUUUCCGGCAACAGCGCUUCGGACCUUUCGGCGGAGCUCUCUGUUCCGUAUGAAGACAUUGUCCAAUUGGAAUGGCUUUCCAACUUUGUGGAGGAUUCCUUCUGUGGGGGGAGCCUUACAAUGAAGAAAGUGGAGGAGCCAUCAUCAUGCACCACCAAGGAGGACUCAUCAUCAGUGCACAACCAAUUCCACACAUCAAGCCCAGUUUCUGUCCUUGAAAGCAGCAGUUCCUGCUCCGGCGGGAAGACAGCGCCGCGCAGCCCGGAGAUUUACAUCCCGGUGCCAUGUGGGCGUGCACGCAGCAAGCGUCCACGCCCUGCAACCUUCAACCCUCGCCCUGCCAUGCAGCUCAUUUCCCCUGCCUCCUCUUUUGUUGGGGAGAACAUGCAGCCUAAUGUGAUCUCCACCAAGGCCUCUUCAGAUUCUGAGAAUUUUGCUGAGUCCCAACCUGUAACCAAGGUAGCAAAGCAAGCUUCUGGGGAGCCUAAGAAGAAAAAGAAAGUGAAGCUACCACUUCCAGUAGGUCCAGCUGAUAUCAUCAAUCAGAAUGCUAAUUCACAACCGGUUAGGAAAUGUAUGCACUGUGAGAUAACCAAGACACCACAGUGGAGGGCAGGGCCAAUGGGGCCAAAAACACUAUGCAAUGCAUGCGGUGUUCGCUACAAGUCAGGCCGGCUCUUCCCUGAAUACAGGCCUGCUGCAAGUCCAACCUUUUGCGCAUCCUUGCACUCCAAUUCCCAUAAGAAGGUCCUUGAAAUGAGAUGCAGGGGUAUUGACAAAUCUGGUUUUGCAACCCAUUCAGCUGCCUCACCCGAACUCAUUCCAAAUACUAACAGCAGCCUCACCCUGGAGUACAUGUGAGGAAGGGAGUGAUCCUAGUUGGAGAUUUCUCUUUCGUUACCUCCCUCUAGAGUCAUGUCUUGUGUUAUUUCUUAUUGAUAUUUCAUUUCUUUCGUUCAUUGGUUUUUGUACAGGGUUGGACUGGGGGAAUAGGAGCAAUAGAUGAUGAUCAUAUUUUAAUUAGCUGUUAGGGGAAGAUUGUAAUGAUAAGUGAAGAAAAAGGGGUAGAGAUAUGCAAGUCAAAAGGGUAGGGUCUUAGGUCUAGUAAUUGUAGGUCCCUUAAGGUCAUUAGGAGUUGGUGUCCCCGUUGUCUUUUUUUUUUCCCUUGGAAUUCUUUUCAUUUUUUCCCUUUUUAUAUAUAUCCCUAUCCGUGGGAAUUCUUUUUGCAGUUCAUUUGUAGCAAAAAUUCUGAGUUGAGUAAGAAACUUUUAAAUUUAUAAUGUUGCGUUUGCUGUGUUU
Messenger RNA from Abrus precatorius (Indian licorice), 1764 nucleotides. RefSeq names its product GATA transcription factor 8-like. Bases 262 to 1326 code for a protein of 354 amino acids. Gene Ontology annotation, cellular component: nucleus. The record is from RefSeq and is a predicted model, not a curated record. Lineage: Eukaryota; Viridiplantae; Streptophyta; Magnoliopsida; Fabales; Fabaceae. Gene Ontology annotation, biological process: positive regulation of DNA-templated transcription. Gene Ontology annotation, molecular function: sequence-specific DNA binding; zinc ion binding. The transcript has 4 exons.